AUGAAUUCUUCUGGCGUAGAACAAGGUGUUGUGGUCUCGGAGUCCGAACCACCGAGGGGGAAUAGAAGCCGAUUUGCUUUUGCUUGUGCAAUCUUAGCCUCCAUGACUUCUAUCAUCCUUGGCUACGAUAUUGGAGUGAUGAGUGGAGCUGCAAUUUUCAUUAAAGAUGAUUUGAAACUCUCGGAUGUACAGUUUGAGAUUCUUAUGGGUAUUCUAAACAUCUACUCUCUGAUCGGCUCAGGCAUGGCUGGUAGAACUUCCGAUUGGAUCGGAAGACGAUACACCAUAGUGUUGGCAGGAGCCUUCUUCUUCUGUGGCGCCUUGCUCAUGGGUUUUGCCACAAACUAUCCUUUCAUUAUGGUUGGCCGUUUUGUAGCUGGUAUAGGUGUUGGUUAUGCUAUGAUGAUUGCACCGGUUUACACUGCUGAAGUCGCUCCUGCCUCUUCUCGUGGCUUCCUCAGCUCUUUCCCUGAGAUAUUUAUCAACAUUGGUAUACUUUUGGGAUACGUAUCGAAUUACUUCUUCUCCAAGCUUCCUGAGCAUCUUGGUUGGAGGUUCAUGUUAGGUAUAGGAGCGGUUCCCUCGGUGUUCCUAGCCAUUGGAGUGUUGGCAAUGCCAGAGUCUCCACGGUGGCUUGUCCUCCAAGGUCGUCUCGGGGAUGCUUUUAAAGUCCUCGACAAAACCUCAAACACAAAAGAAGAAGCCAUCUCCAGGCUUGAUGACAUCAAACGCGCUGCUGGAAUCCCCGAAGACAUGACAGAGGAUGUUAUAGUUGUUCCGAACAAGAAGAGUGUCGGAAAAGGCGUGUGGAAGGACCUUCUCGUCCGACCAACCCCUUCUGUCCGACACAUCCUAAUAGCAUGCCUUGGCAUCCAUUUCUCUCAGCAAGCCUCCGGGAUUGAUGCGGUCGUUCUUUACUCUCCGACCAUCUUCUCAAAGGCUGGACUGAAAUCCAAGAAUGAUCAGCUCUUGGCUACGGUCGCUGUGGGAGUUGUCAAAACGUUAUUUAUCAUUGUAGGGACUUGUGUGGUCGACAGGUUUGGACGUCGUGCCUUGUUGCUCACGAGUAUGGGAGGAAUGUUUCUUUCCUUGACAGCACUUGGGACUAGUCUCACAGUGAUCGAUAGAAACCCGGGACAGACGCUCAAGUGGGCCAUUGGGCUUAGCGUUACGACGGUGAUGAUGUUUGUAGCAACAUUCUCAAUAGGUGCAGGUCCAGUGACAUGGGUCUACUGCUCAGAGAUAUUCCCUGUGAGACUAAGAGCUCAAGGGGCAAGUUUGGGAGUGAUGUUGAAUAGAUUGAUGAGUGGUAUUAUCGGAAUGACAUUCUUAUCUCUUUCUAAAGGUCUAACCAUCGGUGGUGCGUUCCUUCUCUUCGCGGGAGUUGCGGCUGCGGCAUGGAUCUUCUUCUUCACUUUCCUUCCGGAGACACGUGGUAUGCCUUUGGAAGAGAUGGAGAGUCUUUUCGGGAGCUACACUGCAAACAAGAAGAAGAAUGUUACGAGCAAAGGCAAAGAAGUUGUUGAUGAACAAUGA
Messenger RNA from Eutrema salsugineum, 1536 nucleotides. RefSeq names its product putative polyol transporter 1. Gene Ontology annotation, biological process: transmembrane transport. Bases 1 to 1536 code for a protein of 511 amino acids. The record is from RefSeq and is a predicted model, not a curated record. Gene Ontology annotation, molecular function: carbohydrate:proton symporter activity. Gene Ontology annotation, cellular component: membrane. The transcript has 3 exons. NCBI's taxonomy places the organism in Eukaryota, Viridiplantae, Streptophyta, Magnoliopsida, Brassicales, Brassicaceae.